Molecule: messenger RNA, 666 nt
Organism: Penaeus vannamei (Pacific white shrimp)
Lineage: Eukaryota; Metazoa; Arthropoda; Malacostraca; Decapoda; Penaeidae
Source: RefSeq, a predicted model, not a curated record
AUGUGCCCAUUACUCUCCUACUUACCCACGUCGACUGAGGACCUCGUCUCGCUGUACCUCAGGAGGAACCCGGACGUGGCGCAAUCUUACCACUGCCACCAGACGUCUUCUCACAGUCCUGCCGUCGACGCCGUGCUCCUGGAUGCCAUCGCGUACGCCCAUUCUUGUCUGCUAGAGAAAGUCUCGACGCAGGCGGCCAAGCUAGCGGCGACCGUGGAGGCCGAGGCAGCGGACACCAGGGCAGCGGUGGAGAUGUGCCAGCGGUACAUGGAGGUCAUUCGCUCGUCGACGCCCUGCAGCUGCUCCAGCCGCCCGCCGAUGAGCCUCCGACCUCAGCAGACCCACCUGGCUUGGAAGGCGACCACCUGUCCGACCCGAUUCUCCAGCUGGAGCAAUGCUGGCGCCCUUCUCGCCCAUCCGCCACGUUCUUCUCCGCCCACGACACGAGCGGAACGGCCUGAUGAACGCCUCCCUCAGCGCGUCGAUUCCCGAAGGAGGACGCAUCAGCACCCUCGGGAGCACCGCGACCACCCGUACCCUGACGACGACCAGAAGGCGUCUCUGGUGCGGCGGACGGGACUCUCGACGCAGCAGGUGGGCCACUGGUUCACGAACGCCCGGCGCCGCCUCCUGCCGAAGCUGCGGGCGGAUCUGACGAAGGAGUGA